UCGAAACGUUAUAAAAUGCCACAGCUGCGCAAGUGUAACGUUACAGUGAACUCGGAUUUUGGUUAAGGUGCACACCAGUGUUUAGGAAAAAUGGCACCAUGGAUAUUCGUGGCGAUCGUGAGCUGUCUGGUAAGUGGACUGCAGGCUCAAAUCAACUACUGUAGCACUAGCUAUUGCCGGAACGGUCGUCAGAACGUUGGUUGCAAUCCUCCAGGCAUUCCGGGAGGACCGGCCUGCGCUGGGUUGAAACCCGUGGUUAUAACGAUCAACUCUACGCUACAAACGUUGAUCCUUUCCGAGCACAACACGCGCCGAUCGCAACUAGCCCUAGGUCAACUGAAACCGUUCCUGCCGGCUGUUCGUAUUCCUACUCUUAGCUGGGACGUGGAACUUGCCAAACAGGCUGGCAAUAAUGCACGCAGCUGCCGGUACCAACACGAUAGCUGCCGUAACACGCCCGUCUAUGCGUGGGCCGGACAAAAUAUUGCACUUGCGCAGUUUUCCCGCAUGGCCAAUACGAUAUCGCAGCUAAUAAGCUCCAACAUCGCUUCCUGGUGGAAUGAGUACAGCUUUACUAAGCAGGAACAACUGAACUCCUAUCCAUCGAGCAAUUCGGGACCUGCCAUUGGACAUUUCACACAGAUGGCAAGCGACCAGACGGCCAAGAUUGGGUGCGCCAUGCAGAAUUGGGUGAGUGGCAACUGGCAGACGUACUACUUCGUGUGUAACUAUGCUGUCACUAACAUUAUUGACAAGCCAGUCUACAAAGCUGGAGCGGUUGCUUCAAAAUGUACUACGGGCCGCAAUCCAACGCUACUUGGACUGUGCUCAGUGUCAGAAACUAUCAACCCUGUCCCAAACUAAUUUAAUGCAGCAAAAUAAAGCAAUCAAUCCGAUUAUAUAAAAUGUCAUUCAAAACUA
Anopheles merus is the source of this 921-nucleotide messenger RNA. Its product is annotated as antigen 5 like allergen Cul n 1-like. Bases 91 to 864 code for a protein of 257 amino acids. The record is from RefSeq and is a predicted model, not a curated record. NCBI's taxonomy places the organism in Eukaryota, Metazoa, Arthropoda, Insecta, Diptera, Culicidae. The transcript is spliced from 3 exons.